Messenger RNA from Penicillium brevicompactum, 531 nucleotides. RefSeq lists its product as uncharacterized. NCBI's taxonomy places the organism in Eukaryota, Fungi, Ascomycota, Eurotiomycetes, Eurotiales, Aspergillaceae. The transcript has a single exon. Gene Ontology annotation, molecular function: acyltransferase activity, transferring groups other than amino-acyl groups. Bases 1 to 531 code for a protein of 176 amino acids. The record is from RefSeq and is a predicted model, not a curated record.
AUGGCAAUCCACAUAGUCCAGGCACAAUACCCCCAAGAUGCCGAGUCGGUCCGAUCGUUGUUCUGUGGGUAUUCGACAUCACUUGGAAUCGAUUUAACAUUUCAGUCAUUCCAAGAGGAGCUAAGUUCCCUUCCUGGGAGAUAUGCAGCCUCUCAAGGGGGUGCUCUCUUAAUCGCAACCAUUGAAGGGCCCACUCAACGCGACUCAACGCUUACCGCCCCACCGCUUCCGCGCGCUUCCCAGGUGCUGGGUUGCGUCGCCUUACGCCGCAGUUCCGGAGGGUGGUGUGAAAUGAAACGUCUGUACGUUCGGGAAGAAGCGCGAGGAGAACGCCUGGGGGAUAGAUUGGUGGAAGCCAUCUUGGAACAGGCCAAAGCCCUGGGCUACAGCGGAAUUCGGUUGGACACACUGCCUGAAAUGUCAGCAGCGCAAGCAUUAUAUCGCAAGCAUGGUUUCGUGGAAACCUCGCCUUAUUAUGACACUCCCAUCCCACACACUGUCUUUAUGAAUUGUGCGUUUUCGAAUCCGUGA